Molecule: messenger RNA, 357 nt
Organism: Exophiala oligosperma
Lineage: Eukaryota; Fungi; Ascomycota; Eurotiomycetes; Chaetothyriales; Herpotrichiellaceae
Exons: 2
Coding region: 1-357 (118 amino acids)
Source: RefSeq, a predicted model, not a curated record
AUGCACAACGACGUCAGAAUGAGAGAGAUCUCUCAUCAAAUCCAGCCCCACGACGAAUGGAAACUUGAACAAGGUUUGGCGCCUGCAGAGCUGCCUCUCCUCGACCAGACCAUACCGCCAGAGCAGCGGUACAAACAGGCCCAUGCCGUUCCCAAGGUCAAAGAGGUCGCCCCGACUCAAGACAGUGAGGAUGAAGAAGAUGCCGCCAAGGCCGACGACAUUGCAGCAGCCGAUGAAGACCCAGCCGUGAUAUUUGCCGAGGAACGUCCAGGUUGGCGUGGGCAAGUUGCGCCGGGCUUCGGCGAUGCUCAACUAUCCUACACCGGAUCCGUGGACCGUGUUUUUGCUGAGAACUGA